Molecule: messenger RNA, 720 nt
Organism: Lobosporangium transversale
Lineage: Eukaryota; Fungi; Mortierellomycota; Mortierellomycetes; Mortierellales; Mortierellaceae
Product: Pam16-domain-containing protein
Exons: 4
Coding region: 101-580 (159 amino acids)
Biological process (GO): protein import into mitochondrial matrix
Cellular component (GO): TIM23 mitochondrial import inner membrane translocase complex
Source: RefSeq, a predicted model, not a curated record
CUUCUCUUCUCUUGACCCCGCCUCUAACACUUUUGGCACAUUCACACUCAUUUGUCAUCAUCACUCGACACUUUUUCACACUUAACUUCCAACCUUCACAAUGGCUGCGCGUCUUAUUGCUCAGGUUAUCGUUAUGGGAACACAAAUUGUUGGCAAAGCUUUCAUGGAAGCCUACCGCCAGGCAGCUGCUAAUGCUGCUAAAAAUGGGGGGCAGCAAGCUGCUAAAAGCGGCAGUGGUGGAUCCAAAGCAGCAGCAGCAGAUGCUAUCACACGUAAAACUGGUAUGACAGUGGAUGAAGCCAUGAAUAUCUUGAACAUCACCAAGGAUGCCGACCUUGCCAAGAUUGUUAAGAACUAUGAACAUUUGUAUAAAGUAAACGAUAAGACAGUCAACGGCUCCUUCUAUUUGCAGUCCAAAGUAGUAAGAGCGAAGGAACGUUUGGAGAUGGAAUGGGCUGCACAAGGAAAUCCUAUUAAAAUUGCGUCCGAGGCGCCAGCAUCAGAAUCAGCAGGAACAUCAGCGUCAAAAGCAGACCCCUCAGCGCCAUCACAUCAAUCUGGUGGAGAUAAACAGACAUAAGCCGUUGAAAGAUGAAGAUGGGGCGAAAAUCUCGUGUAUUUCCAUUGUAAAGCAAGAUGCCGUUGGGUUUAUUUGGAUCAUUCUUUCUACUCUAAAAAGUAGAAUCAUCAAUUUGCAUUUUAGGAUAGAUGUUAUAUAAU